Messenger RNA from Cucumis melo (muskmelon), 1640 nucleotides. RefSeq lists its product as uncharacterized. Lineage: Eukaryota; Viridiplantae; Streptophyta; Magnoliopsida; Cucurbitales; Cucurbitaceae. The record is from RefSeq and is a predicted model, not a curated record. The transcript is spliced from 2 exons. Bases 202 to 1509 code for a protein of 435 amino acids.
ACAAAUAUUAAUUUUAUUCCCCUCUGUUUUUUCUCUUUUAGCUCAUAGUUUUGAAUUUCUCCAAUCUCCUCCCAAAAUCUCUAUGAAGAAUCAAACCCCCUCUUCUUCUUGCUUUGUAGCUCAACAUAAAACUCAUCUUUAAAGAGAUGGGGUCUCGUAAUCUUUGAAGAUAAUCUUCAAAAAGGGCAAAGGUUCAAAAAUAUGCCAACAGUUUGGCUGUCCUUGAAGAAAUCUUUGCACUGUAAAUCAGAGCCAUCAGAAGUUCAUGACCCAAAAAGCAAAAAGAAUUUGGGAGCAAUUUUGACAAGAAAAACUGGGGGAGGAGGAAGAUCAGGUUGCUCAAGGUCUAUAGCAAAUCUCAAAGAUGUCAUCAAUGGCGGCAGCAGAAGACAUUUGGAUAAACCCCCAAGUUGCAGUCCAAGAUCCAUUGGUAGCAGUGAGUUUCUCAACCCAAUAACCCACGAAGUUAUUCUCAGCAACUCAAAAUGCGAGCUCAAAAUCACCGGUUUUCAUGGUGGUUUCCCCCAAGAUCUUCCUCCAGCCGAUACUCACGGCGGCGCUUCCACUUUCGUCGGUACUCUGACACCCGGCACCCCCGGCCCCGGUGGCCACCCGUCAAUGCAUUACUUCAAUCCUUCCUUGAGGUCUUCUUCGAAAAAAUUCACUUUUAGAGAGGGUUUUGGUAGCUCUAAUAAAUCUGGCGGCGGCGCUGGCGGAGGAGCCCGCGGCAGUGGAGUUCAUUUGAGUAAUAGAAUCUCUUUGGAAACAGAGAAUAGUAGGAAUGGAUGUUCUUCUGCGGUUACUUGCCAUAAAUGUGGAGAGCAAUUCAACAAAUGGGAUGCUGCUGAAGCUCACCAUCUUUCUAAACAUGCUGUGACUGAGCUUGUGGAAGGAGAUUCUUCAAGAAAAAUUGUGGAGAUCAUAUGCAGAACAAGCUGGUUAAAGUCCGAGAAUCAAAGUGGAAGAAUAGAAAGAGUCUUGAAAGUUCACAAUAUGCAACGGACCCUAGCUCGUUUCGAAGAGUAUCGCGAGACAGUUAAGAUCAAAGCCAGCAAGCUCCCAAAGAAGCACCCUCGGUGCCUUGCCGAUGGGAACGAGCUCCUACGAUUCUACGGCACGACAGUUGCGUGCUUGCUUGGUCUUAAUGGCUCAUCCAGCCUAUGCAUAUCGGAGAAAUGCUGCGUUUGUAGGAUCAUACGUAACGGGUUCUCGGCAAAGACAGAGAUGGAAGAAGGGAUAGGGGUGUUCACAACUUCAACGAGCGCAAGAGCAUUCAGCUCGAUCAAGGGAUCGGGAGGGGACGAGGGGAUGACGAGGAAGGCGAUGAUAGUUUGCAGGGUGAUUGCAGGGAGGGUUCAUAGGCCAUUGGAGAACAUACAAGAAAUGGCUGGGCAAACAGGGUUUGAUUCAUUGGCAGGGAAAGUCGGGUUGCAUUCAAAUAUAGAAGAACUUUAUUUGUUGAAUCCUAGAGCUUUGCUUCCAUGUUUUGUGGUAAUUUGCAAACCAUGAAGGAAAAUUAUUAUUGUGGUAAAUUUGUAAUUUUUUGUUCACACGAUAUAUUUUUUUCUUUCAUGUUUUGGAAGAUUUGAUUCUUCUUUUUCCAAGAGAGUAAUGAAAAGAUUGGAAGCUUUUUGGUGUGA